CUCUGUAAUACGAGACCCAACUGCAGACCAUGUUUCUUCUUUGUUUGCUCACGUUUAUUGUGCUAAAAGCACUUACAGGUGAGGCAGAGGUGGUUGAUGACUUUAAUACGUGUAGUGAGUAUUUUUACCAACACACAGAACCAAGUGGGAUGGAUCAGAAUGCCAAGAAAAUCUGCCAGAUGUUGGAAAAUGAAGGUUAUUAUUAUGCUACACUUUACUCGGUUCAUCACAAAAUUCCGCUGUACAGUGCAUAUACUCUUGACCCUAAAUGCUUGACUACGGAUCAACAAAGAUCAACCUUUCCAUGGCACAUAGAGCCACAGAUUUCUCAUUUCAGUGAACCCUACAUGGACCUGGAGAGUGACUUUAACAAAAAUAUUAUAAAGAGAAAGCAAGCCAUCAGCAAUGACUACAGUGCAACAGGAUAUGAUCGUGGACACCUGAACCCUAAUAGUUUUCAAUGCGAUCGUCAGGCAACAUUUACACUGACCAAUGUGGCACCUAUGGAUGCGUGCUUUAACCGUAUCCAAUGGAAGAAUAGUGAGAGUAGUCUGCGGAGACUUUUAAUGGAUCAGCUUAAGGAGGACGAAGAUGCAGUUGUCUACCUUGUCACAGGUACUGUACCCAAUCCAAAUUCAACAAUACCAAAAAGGGAAAACUCUGAGGAUUCUCAGAGGGUCACGGUGCCCUCACACAUCUGGACAGCUGUCUGUUAUAAACACAAUACUAAAGAUGAGAAGUCUUUUUCCUUUGGCUAUAUAGGAAAAAACCAGCCAGAAAUCAGCAUAAUCCCAAUGAGUGUUUCAAACUUAAAUACUAAGUUGAGUGAACUCUAUUCAUCAUCAAGUCAAGUGUCAAUUAAAAUAUUUGUUGACGAUUGUUUCGCUGGUAAUGUUAAAUCUGAGAAUGCUGUAAAGAUGUUUGUAACUAAACUCCCAGAGUAUCAAAGACUCCAGAUGACCACAGAUGUGCUGAAUACAUUUAAUGCAGGCAAAAGAGUGAGUGACAGUAACAUUGACAGCCCUCAAUAUGAGGUGACUGGAAUUAGCACAAAAAUUAGAAGUAACAGUUUACACAGUUAUUCCACUAUGGCAGAAGAAAUGAAGAAUAUGGGAAGUGCUUGUCUUAUAACUACUGCUAAAAAGAGAAUGUUUAAUGCUGAAAAGAGUGAACUCAGAAAAAGAGAUGUGUCUGAGCGGUCUGAAUCUGUUGAUUGCCAGCUUGUCCCAGAGAAAUCUGUUGCCGGAUGGCAGACUGCAGCUGAUGGCUCACUUUGCCAAAAGGUCUCAGACACUAGUUUUGGUUGUAAAUGCACCACAAAAAGUGACACCAGGCCAUGCUGUUCUUCUCCAUGCCUGUAUAGGAAAGAACAAAAGAGCUACUUGUGUUACUCAGGUCCGAGACUGAUACAGUGCUCACCCCAAUACUCACUCAUCACAUAUAAGGGCGAGAUGUGCAAAGAUAAUUAUCCCUGCGCCACAUACGGUUAUGACUACUACUGGUGUUGGAAAGACUCUGGGUCUUGGGACUACUGCAGCCCUCCUCUGUGGCAAAGUAAGGCUAAAGAUGGGAAUUAUUGCCGCAACAACCACGCCUGUGCCAAAUAUGGUAAAAGCAAGCCGUAUUGCUACACCGAUUAUGACAAUGAUGAAAAACCUUGUUGCAUUUCUGAUGACUGUUUCUCUGCUGUGAAUGGAAAAAUCUGCAAACCUCAUUAUCCAUGUGGUUACCAUGGCCAUAAAUACCUGUGGUGCUAUACUACUGAUGACAGUUGGGAUUACUGUUGCAAAAACUGUGGACAUUAGUCGGUUCACAAUGUUUUACGUUUUCCAUUUAUUACUAACCUAGAAUGAAGUGUAUGCAGUUUUAUUUCAAGUUUCAUUUUGACUGUACCUGUAACAGAUACUAACCAAAAGUUACUAACCUAAACCAUAAAAGUACUAACCUAAACCAUUAAGACAUCCAUAUACUUAUGAAAAUAAAAGCAGAUUAAAAUGA
This is a messenger RNA of Silurus meridionalis, 1998 nucleotides long. RefSeq lists its product as uncharacterized. Lineage: Eukaryota; Metazoa; Chordata; Actinopteri; Siluriformes; Siluridae. The transcript is spliced from 2 exons. The record is from RefSeq and is a predicted model, not a curated record. Bases 30 to 1805 code for a protein of 591 amino acids. Gene Ontology annotation, molecular function: nucleic acid binding; hydrolase activity; metal ion binding.